Messenger RNA from Spodoptera frugiperda (fall armyworm), 499 nucleotides. RefSeq lists its product as uncharacterized. Gene Ontology annotation, cellular component: mitochondrion. The coding region runs from base 90 to 440 and encodes 116 amino acids. Lineage: Eukaryota; Metazoa; Arthropoda; Insecta; Lepidoptera; Noctuidae. The transcript is spliced from 2 exons. The record is from RefSeq and is a predicted model, not a curated record.
AAUUAGAGUUUGACAGUAAACUACUUCACACCAUCCGAAAUCCAAAGUCAGCCUAAACACCAGAAUACCUGAGAGAAUUUUCCGCAAAAAUGACUAACCCUUUUGGUGUUUCUCAAGCGGAGUACAACCUCAUCAAACAGCAAGCUCAGAGGCGAUCUGAGCUUAGGAAAGAGUUCUUAAAACAGAAAACCAACCCUUUUAAACAUGCCUCCGAAGCUGGUUAUGUCUUCGACCCAGCCAUGCAAAAGUUCUUAUCAAUGAAAGUGACCCAGCUAGAGCAUUUCCAAGCCAACACUAGAACCAGCUUGUUUGGUAUCUGCACUAUCAUUAUUCCCAUGUUUACUUACGGAUACGUACUCUGGAAACACAGGACUACGCGUGAAGAACAAAUCAGGAAAGGUGAACUUGUUUACAAAGAUAGAAUGUUCAAAUUGCAGUAAUUAUUUAAAUCAAAAUAUAAGAUGAUUGUCAAGUAGAAAUAAAAUCAAGUAAUUGUUAA